GAGCUCAAACCCUAAUUUUUUACUCUCUCUAUCCACAAUCGCCUUCGGAUCUUCAUCUCACUGUUUCGCCGCCAUGGGCCGCCACGCCAGGAUUACGUUUCUGCGAGCCUAUGCAGCAUCGGCGUCUUAUCUCGGGUACCUGAACCCUGGCGGGCUGGCUCGGUUUAGAGAUUCGCAUAUCAGUGCAAGGAAUCACCCUGCAGUCGGUUCUCGUCCCCGGAUCUAUUCCCUCCACAAUUCUCCGGUUGUCCCGACUCACAUCGUGCCUUGCGGCGGUUUUUAUCUGGUCUCCGAUCUGGAUCCGCGGCCCACAAUGUCCUCAGAGGAAGAAACUCGUCGCUGCUAAGGUGGCGUUCUUCUCAAUCUCCAUCCCGACUAGCUUUGUCUAGCAGCCGCACGAAUCGUUAGUUGACUCAGCGCCACAAAUAGCUACAGCGCUCUGGUUGUGCAUUGAGACCUCAAUAGCCCUUGGUUUUUGAAGCCACGACCAGAACAUCAUAUAAUAUCUCCUGAUUACAUUUUGGAUACAUGAUCUGUUUCCUUCUAGCACGGUCCAGGUAUUUCUAAUUUUCUGAAAACUUCAAAUUAUUUAAAGAUUGCAUAUUGAAAUUGAAUUCUGAGUGCAUGUUAUAUACCCCGUAUAGGAUUAUCAAGAAAUUUGAACAAUAACUGCAAUCUAAUUAUUAUGAUACUCCGUGGUUUAUUUGGUUUGUUUUAAACAAACAACAAUACAAAUUCAGUAUCAUUUGAUAAAAUGGUUGCGAAUGAUAGUAUAAUGUUCAAUUCAUUGUGUCAGAUUUCUCUACUACAUUUUGAUACUUAAUCCUAAAAUAUAUUUCUGUUGGAUAAACAAAAUGCAUUUGAAUAUACAAUUAUGGAUUAUUUUCUUGGUUGGUGCUUGGGGCAUGAAAUUGUGCAUUUUAAUAUUUGCCUAUUUCAAUGAUGAUAAAGGUGAAUUUUACACUAUAUGUAAGUGCAUAUUUUAUUAUUUGAUCUCAAAUUCGGUUUUUCCCAAAGUAAAUUGAAGAAAUUGAACUUGUAAUU
Messenger RNA from Cuscuta campestris, 1044 nucleotides. The record is from the annotation of a GenBank genome assembly. NCBI's taxonomy places the organism in Eukaryota, Viridiplantae, Streptophyta, Magnoliopsida, Solanales, Convolvulaceae.